UGCGGCUAAACAAACUGACUACAGCAUCAUGUAUACGGGCCUAAAGCGACAAUUGCUUAAGAUUUGUAUCGUUUUACUUACAAUUAUUCUGCUAAAUGAUAUUGCUCUGAUGUCCGUCUCAGGGGUGGAGUACUACUCAGAGAAACCAUCCUUUCUGCCCUCAUGUCGGAUCUAUGAGCCGGGCUUUACAAAAUGCUCCACCAACAGUGUUCAGAAACUUAUCGAUCAACUUGUCAUUGGCAUUCCGGAGGUACUCCAAAGUUUUGGACCCUUCGAUCCUAUGAGAGUGAGGGAUAUUAUAUUUAAACAAGACAAUAACGAGGUGGCCACAAUAAGAGCCAAUCUCACAGAGGUAGUGGUCAAAGGUUUUUCAAAAACAAAAAUCAAAGAAAGUCGUGUCAGUAAAAAGGAUUUUAGCUGGCAGACGAAAAUGUUUUUGCCCAAAAUGCGUCUGGAUGGCAAAUAUAAAAUGAAUGGACGCAUUUUACUGAUUCCUUUAAGUGGCUCUGGUAAUAUAUUCAUAGAGAUCGAGAAUUUGGACAUUUUGAUGCUGACCAAGACACGUUUGUAUGAAAAAGGUGGUUUUACUUUCGACAAUGUGACAUCGGUGCGAGUCCAUCUAAAUAUGACUAGGGUUCGCACACAUUUGGAUAAUCUCUUCAAUGGACGCAGCAAUGAAGUGGAACGAAGUACAAAUCAGUUUUUCAAUGACAAUUGGAGAGAUUUCUAUGAGGCAUUACGUCCGCUGAUUGUUGACACAGUGGAAAGUAUACUACUUGAGGUGAUGUCCAAGGUUUUUAAUCUGAUACCAGCAAACUUUUUUGUGGAAGAUAUACCAACAUCUCAUCAGCUGUAUGGAACAAAAGCAACAAUUUCGAAUGUCAGCUGAAUGCGUAACACCAUCAUUUUGAAUAAAUCCUGUUCAUUUACAUGUUUACUUACAAACUGGAAAUUAAUUUUAAUUGCAUAUACAUUUUCAAUUACAACAUUUUUCGUUGAGCAUUUUUAUCAAUAAGAAUUUUUUUCUAAUUAAGCACGUAUAAUAUCUGCCUUUUUUGUCGAGAAAUGAACUCCAUAUUUAUCUUCUGCAAUUAAAAAAGAAACAAAUUAUAA
Drosophila willistoni is the source of this 1113-nucleotide messenger RNA. RefSeq lists its product as uncharacterized. The transcript is spliced from 4 exons. NCBI's taxonomy places the organism in Eukaryota, Metazoa, Arthropoda, Insecta, Diptera, Drosophilidae. The coding region runs from base 29 to 889 and encodes 286 amino acids. The record is from RefSeq and is a predicted model, not a curated record.